AAGAAUGAAGGUCCCCACACUACUCCUGACGGCCACCGCCGCGUCGGCGCUGGACUACCUCUCCUCACUGAAGACCCAGAGCGUCCGCGCGCCACCCGCACCACCCGCGAGCGUGCCCGCGACCCGCGCGGAGCUUGUGGCCCAGUGGCGCGCCGCGUGCGACGCCGAGGUCACGAGCUACGCGGACUUCGGCCUCCGCGUCGCGCCCGCCAAGGCGCCGCCGCUCGAGGCCGUCGUCGCGGCGCCCGCCAAGGCCGUCUCAACACCAACGCUGCCGAAGCUGAAGCUCCCCGAUACUCCAACGCUGCCGAAGGUCGACGUGCAGCUCCCGAAGGAGGGGAAGGAGGUCGCGCUCGCGGCCUUCGCGCUCGCCACCGGCGCGGCCGCGUCGGCGCUCAAGGCGGCCGCGGCGGGCCCGCGCGAGCGCGAGCGCGCGGCGAGCUAUUCUGGAUCUGGCGACAAGCUCGAGGCGCUCGUCGCGGGCAGCGCCGUCGCGGCGUGCGCGGCGGCGGUCUGCGGCUGCGGCGGCGCGCUCUCGCUGCUCUUCGGCGGCGUCGUCCUCGCGCACGGGUUGCUCGACGCGGCCGCCGACGGCGCCGUUUUGGCGCGCUGGGCGGGCCGCCGCGCCAUCACGGCGGGCGGCGACAUGUUCGCCUCGGCCAAGGCCGGCGGCUGGGAGUUCGACGCUGGAAUGCCCAGAAAGGCGUGGGCCUGGGUCCGCGCGGCCUGGGACGAGGCCGGCGACGCGAUGAAGGACGCCCUGGAGCGCGGGCGGCAGGGGGCCCGGGAGACGCCGGCGCGCGCCGCCGCGGCUGCUGCUGAGGCAGCGCAGGCGGCCGCGUUGGCUGCGGACGCCGACCUCUACUCCGCGCUCGAGAUCAAGGAGAAGAAGCAGCGCGAGCUCGAGGUGCUCGUCGAUUACGUGGAAGAUCGUGUCCGCGUCGCCGGGCCAGCGCGCGCGGCCGUCGUGCUCAACGCGCGCAAGGUCGCGUCGACCGUGAACCAGGAUGCCACCGGCCGCAUGCUCGGCUCCGGGAUAGAUGAGCCGAAGCGCCUCUCCCGCUGA
Molecule: messenger RNA, 1066 nt
Organism: Pelagomonas calceolata
Lineage: Eukaryota; Pelagophyceae; Pelagomonadales; Pelagomonadaceae
Source: the annotation of a GenBank genome assembly